Pelobates cultripes (western spadefoot toad) is the source of this 366-nucleotide messenger RNA. Lineage: Eukaryota; Metazoa; Chordata; Amphibia; Anura; Pelobatidae. The record is from the annotation of a GenBank genome assembly.
AUGGUGGGGGGGAACUCUGCCACUCGUUCCCCUCACACCACUGAUAAUGAUAGGGCCACAGAGAGCCCUGAUGUUUAUGGUAUGGUAGAUGCUCACAACAUAGCAUUAACAACCCCAUUACCACAAAGGAAUAGAAACAUUGCCACCACUAAGAUGGAUGCCACUAAUGACCCAGAUGUUGCCACAAUCAAGAUGGCCAUCACUUUGACAUGCCAUGUCACUGCCUCAUCCAAAAUGACUUCUACUGGAUUUAAGGCUAUGACGUAUAACCCUAAUAUGCCAUUGGAAAUGGCUGAAGAUUUACCACCGUCGGCUGGUUUAAUAAUUCAACUAAUACAGGACCUGCGAGUGUACUUAAAAAAAUGA